Molecule: messenger RNA, 2468 nt
Organism: Aphis gossypii (cotton aphid)
Lineage: Eukaryota; Metazoa; Arthropoda; Insecta; Hemiptera; Aphididae
Product: homeotic protein caudal-like
Exons: 3
Coding region: 924-1988 (354 amino acids)
Biological process (GO): anterior/posterior axis specification; embryo development; regulation of transcription by RNA polymerase II
Cellular component (GO): nucleus
Molecular function (GO): RNA polymerase II transcription regulatory region sequence-specific DNA binding; DNA-binding transcription factor activity, RNA polymerase II-specific
Source: RefSeq, a predicted model, not a curated record
CAGUCCGUCGCACACGAUUGCAGUCCGCGCUCCACGCACGACCGCACCUCAUCAGUCGUAAUCGAUCGCGUGUCUAAAUAAUAUUAUUAAGUACACACUUACACGCACGCACACACACACUCGCACUCGAACGCGUAAUAAUAUUAUAUCAACGCGUACAGGUACGUACGACGCACACGCACGCAUUCGCCUGUCACACCUCGAAACAUAAGUCUGCUGUUAUUUUUUUUUCCCAUCUUUCUUUUAAUAAAACGCGCACAAUUAAUGUUGUAAUAUUAUUAUAUUGUACGCUCUCGAGACUCGCGCAGCACACACACUCGACGACCGCGGCGACGACGACGACGUUUAUGCGAAUCGGUUUUAUUGUAUUUACGCGACAGUUGUAGUAGGUACGUAUACCUCAUCCUAAAUACCUACUUGAUACCGAGUUACGCGACGAUAUAUCCUACUCGUAAUGUCAUAACACUAAUAAACGCAUUAACUAAAUUAUAUUGUGUCUGCUGUGCAGUGUAUGCGAGUGUAAAUAGGCGCGUGGAUUUACCGUAGUGCCGGUGGUGCUGUGCAUCAGUUCGUUUUCGAGUUCGCGCUCGUUAAGUCGUAAUUUAUUAUCUGCGUAAAACUAUAUAAUGUCGUUGUCAAACCGCUAAAGAUCGCGACCCUACGGGCGAUUAUAAUAUAGGUACGUCGGUAACGCGCCACUUCCGUAUCUAUAUUAUAGCUGUAGGUUUACGAUUUUGGAUCACCCGCAGCCGCAAUCAUACAUCGCUGUUUAAUUAUUUCAACGAUAUAUAGCUGCUACACGGGGAAAAAAACGAUAUCGUUAUCAUCAAAGUCGCCGUGAACGAUAUUGGUACAUAAAAUCGACUGCAAAUGACGAAAAUGCGGCGGAUGACCUGUCCGUGAAAAAUCACAGCCGACGAAAAAUGAACGAAUCGGUGGCCGUGUGUAGCAGACAACAAGGUCCGUCGUAUCAUCAUCACGGCCAUCACGUCGUAGUCAUGCCGUCCCAGUGCAACGGCGACGAAUGCCCGGCCGAACCACAACCGGCCACGGUGGCCGGUUCGUGGACGGCGUACGGCCAUCAGCCCGCGGCGAUCGCCGCCGGUUACCAUCAGCACCACCACCACCAUCAUCUGCAACAGCAGCAACAGCAGCAGCAGCAACAACAGCAGCAACAACAACAUCAACAGCAGCAACAGGACCAUCACCUCCAUCAUCCGCAUCAAGCGAUGUCCGCGGUGCCGCCGCCGCAGUCUUUGAUGCACCACCACCAUCACCAUCAACCGGCGGACAGCGGCGGUUACGCCGCGUGGCCGACGGCGGUCGUGUACAACAAGAGGCGGCUUUCGUACGCCGACGACGUACAGGUGUACCAUCACCACCACGCGCCGCCGCCGCCACCGCCUCCGCCGCCGUCGCAUCAUCAGCCGGCCGGCGCCGCGGCCACUUUGCAGGCCGUCGCGGCCUACAAUCCGGCGGCCGUGACGGCCUCGACGGCCACGUGCUCUUCGCCCGGCACGUCGUUGGACGAACCGUCCUCUGCGGCCGCCGCGGCGGCUGCGGCUGCUUACCAGACGGCCAACGACUACAAGUAUUGGCCGCCCGUGCAACAACAACCGUCGCCCACUGGCACAGGACGCGUGAGUCCGUACGGUUGGAUGAAGAGAGUCGAGUACCAGGACCGUCCACAACCGGGUAGAACACGCACUAAAGAUAAGUACAGGGUCGUAUACACCGACUUGCAACGUCUGGAACUCGAGAAGGAAUUUCACUUUAACCGAUACAUCACGAUUACAAGAAAAACCGAGUUGUCCAAAAUGCUGAGUCUGUCUGAAAGACAAGUAAAAAUAUGGUUUCAAAAUAGGCGAGCUAAACAGCGGAAAAUCGAUAAAAAACGAGAAGAGACGAUUAUCAACGAAAACUCGAAACAAUUGAUCCAAACACCCGUUGAUUCGAAUUAUUCGAUCGAGAGCUGUUCGCCUCUGUGAAAUUAACGGUUUAUUCAUACUGUGUAAAUCGACGGUUUGAAAUAUUCAUUCAGUAUCAUAAUAUAUGUACUUAUGAAAAAAUCCCACUAUAUUUGGGCACAACGAAGUUGUAUGUUAUACAUUUAUUUAAUAUAAUAUUAUAUAUAGAUUGUAAGUUUCGAUCGCGUCUAAAAGAAACAAUAAAACAUUUUUCAUUAUUUUAUUUUUUAAAUAGGUACAAUAUUAUUUUUAUUUUUUAAAUUAUUAAGCGCAUAUUAUUAUUAUUAUUACUAUAAUAAAUGUUAAAAAUUUAUUUUAGCUGCGCUUAUCAUACCGUUGCACUUUUGACUGUACAUAAUAUAAAAUAAAUCGUGUAAUUUUAAUUUUAUUUUACCUACUGUAUUGUAAUUAUUGCAAUGGUGUACGAAGUGUAUUCGUUUUGAUACAAUACAACUGUUACUCGAAUUUUAAUUUUUACGAAUAAAUAGUGAGCUUAUCGAA